Messenger RNA from Trichomonas vaginalis G3, 240 nucleotides. Its product is annotated as protein of unknown function, DUF4106 family. The record is from RefSeq and is a predicted model, not a curated record. The transcript has a single exon. Lineage: Eukaryota; Parabasalia; Trichomonadida; Trichomonadidae. Bases 1 to 240 code for a protein of 79 amino acids.
AUGCAGAGAAUAUUAGAGAAGAAACACUUCAGAAACAAACAGAAAGAGAUAGAAUACAUUUCGAAGAAAUUGCAAUCUUACGAUUGGAAGACUUACCCUCAUAGAUGUCUUCUUAUCUUAGAUGAUUUCGCCUCUCAUCCUUUGUUAAAGAACAGAGAACAAGAUAUGUUCGAAUUCUUAAGAAGCUCAGACACUUUAACAUCUCAGUUGUCAUUUGUGUACAGACAGCAAAGAGUUUAA